AUGAAUAGUCAUUAUUUCAAUGGUCUUGAUGAGUAUGAUCUCGACAAUGAAGAAUCAAUACGUUCUAAAUGGAAAGAUACUAGAGAUGCUAAGAUAGGAUUAGAUUCCUAAAAUUUUCAACCUUUUCGUAAAGACUUUUUGCAUGUAAAAAAUUUAAUUAUCUUUUUUAGAAUAACAAAGAGAAUUAUACAAUGACAGAAGAAAGAAUUGAAGCUUUUUAUAGAGAAAAAGAUAUAAUAAUAAAAACAUUUGAGAAUUAAAAAGUACCUCCUCCAUUUUUAAGUUGGGCUUCAGCUUGUUUUCCACCUCCUAUUUUAGAUUCAAUAGAAUAAUUAUAAUUUAAGAGUCCAACACUUAUUUAAUCAGUAGGUAUAAUAAUAAUUUAAAUAUUUUAAUUUAAGUUUUUCCAAUAAUUUUAGCUGGAUAUGAUGUAAUAGGAAUUGCAUAAACUGGAUCUGGAAAAACUAUAGCAUAUUUAUUACCAGGAUUAAUUUAAAUUACAAGUUAAAGAGAUUAAGAAUUAAUUAAUAUAAAAAAAUAAAAUGGUCCUUAAAUGUUAAUUUUGGUACCAACUAGAGAAUUAGCAAUUUAAAUAGAUUAAGAAAUUUAAUUAUUUACAUAAAAUUACAGAUUGAAAACAGUUUGUGUUUAUGGUGGUUUAAAUAAUAGAAAAACUUAAUAUUAUAACUUAGGAAGAUGUCCAAAUAUUUUAGUAGCAACUCCAGGAAGACUAUUAGAUUUUUUAAAAGAGAGAGCAACAACAUUAUCUGAUGUGAGUUAUCUAGUUAUUGAUGAAGCUGAUAGGCUUUUAGAGAUGGGUUUUGAAGAUACAAUAAGAGAAAUUGUAUAACAAAUAAGAUAAGAUAGAUAAACAGUGUUUUUUUCAGCUACUUGGCCUAAGGCUGUAAAGAAUUUAGCAUUUGAUUUUUGUUAAUAGAUUCCAAUAUAUGUUUAAAUAGGAAAAUCAAAUUUAACAAUAAAUAAAAAUAUAGAAUAAGAAAUUAUUUGUCUUUUUUCUAAGGACAAAUUAUAAUCUUUACUUGAUAUUUUAGAUACAUUAAAAAUUUCAGAUAAAGUUCUUAUUUUUUCAGAUUAAAGAUAUCGUUGUGAAUAAUUAGCUAUUAAUAUGGCUGAUAUGGGAUAUUACACAAUAGCUUUGCAUGGUGAUAAGACUUAGCCUUAAAGAGAUGAAAUAAUGAAAGCAUUUCGUAGUGGAUAAACUCGACUCUUAUGUGCUACUGAUUUAGCAUCUAGAGGAUUAGAUGUUACUGAUAUAACUGUAGUAAUUAAUUAUGAUUUUCCAAAAUAUUUUGAUGAUUAUAUUCAUAGAAUUGGUAGAACUGGUAGAGGAGAAAAAAGAGGAAAGUCUUUUAGUUUUUUAGCAUAUGAUAAAGAUGAACCUAAAAUGGCAAGGGAACUCUUAAAAUUAGCUUAGGUUGCUAAUCUUAAAUAUGAUGAGUUUGCCUUAUAAAAUUUUGCAGCAGGAAUGAGUAAAUAAAUUAUUUAUUCAUUUUUUUAGUACCUUAAAUAAGAAAUGAUUUUUAAUCUAAUAAAUUUAAAUAAUCCCAUCAAAAUUAUAAUUAAAGAGAAAAUAAUAAAUUCUCAAAAGAUUUUCAAGAAUAAGAAAAUUUUGAUUUCUAGAAAUUCAGGUAUAAUUUUAUAUUUCAACAUAGAAAUCCUUAAGAAAAUAGAAAUUUUCAUAAUGAAAAUAAAUAUACAUAAUUUUAAAGUUUCUAAAAUUAAAAAGAAAAUUCAUCAUUUAGAAAUACUGAUUAGUAAAUAUAUUAAUUAAUUAUUAGCAAUUUUAAUUUAUAAAAUAAUGAGAAAUACUAAGACUAUGAUAAUAUGUAGAGUAGAAAUUAAUGGUGUGAAGAUAGAAAUAAAAAGGAACAAAACUUUGAAACUGAAAAUGAUAGAUAAAAUUAUUAUUAAAAAGGGGAUAAAAAUUAAUUUAAUGGGAAAUAGGAAAGUGCAGAUAGAUUAAUUAGAUAAGAAUAAUCAUAUGAUAUAAGUAAUUAAUUUGGUAAUGAUUAUCAAGAUAGAUUUUAUGAAAAUGAUAGAUUUGAUAAAUAAAAUAAAUAGGAUAGGUAGUUUAGAUAAAAAGGAUUGGAUUGGUCUUAAAGAUAAGAUUUUUAGUAAAGAUAAAUUGGUUAAGAUAGAGAAAAGAAUGGAUAAGAAGAUUUAGUUAUUUCUAAUAGAUAAGAUAGAUUCAAAUCUUAAAAUAUUUAAGGAGAAUUUAAUAGAUAAGAUAGAUUUGAUAGAUAAGAUAGAUCAAAUAAAAAGUAUCAAAAUGAUCAUAGAGAUUUAAGAUAAUAUGAUGAUAAUAGAAGAGUUUUUCAAGAUAAAUAAGAAGAACCAUUCAGAUAAUUUGAAAAAAAUCGAGAAAAUAAAAGAGCAAACUUUAUCAACCAAGACGAUGACAGAUUUGAAAAUAUAAAAGAGUAAGAAAUGUCAUUUAAAUAAUCAUAAUAAUAAACUAAACAAUUAUUCAAUAAUAAUAAUUUAUUUAAAUAGGAUAAUUAUAAAAGAAAUGAUAAGUAAGAUGAUUAUUGGUAUAAUUAAAAAUAACAAUUAUAAUAAUAAAGAAUUUCUGGUUCUUAAAAUAAUAACAAAAAUUAUGAAGAAGAUUAUAAGAAUUUCAGAUAAGAAGAAUGCAAAAGAUAAAAUAAUAAUCAAGCUGAUAUAGGAUAAAAUAAAAAUCGAUUUUAUUAAAUGAAUGAGAAAAUAGAUUAGAAUAAGAUCUUUCAUGAUUAAUAGGGGAGAUUUGAGCAAGGAGGAGAUAAAAAACAUUUAUUUAAUAAUAAUUAUAAUUCUCAUGAAUAUAAUUACAAAACAGAUAAACAUAUAAGAUCAUCUAUUGAACAAAGGUAAGAAGAUGAUAGAUUCUAACAAUCUAGAAAUUUUGAUUCAAGAAACAAUAAUUAUCAAAAUCAAGGCAAAUAUUAUUAGGAUUAAAAUGAAAAAAAAGGAUAUGUUAAUUUUAGAGAUAGAAGAAGGUUGAAUAAUGAUUAAUUUGAAUAAAAUAAUAAUUAAAGAUACUAAAAUGAUUACUAAUAUAAUGAUUCUAAUAGAUUUAAUAAAAAUCAAAUAGAAUUAAACAAUAAUGAUAAUUAUAAAUUUAAAUCUCAUAGAAAUACUUAAAGUUUAGAAAGAAAUGAAUAAGUUAGAUUUUACAAUUCAAAAUAAAUUACUAGAAAUAUCACAUCAUCAGAUGAUUAUUAAAAAUAACGAUUGGAAGAAAACAAAAUAUAAAGAAAUUAAAAUUAUAACACAUAACAAAAUAUAAUAAAUAUAAAAGAAUAUAAAUAAAAUAAUAAUUAAACUCAAAAUACAGAAGAAUGUAAGAAACAUUCUUUAUCUAUUAAUGAAAAUUAAUAAGGAAUGGAGGAGAUUAAUGAAAUUUAAGAAUAUAAUUUUAACUAUAAUCCUAAUAAAUCAUCAUCUAAUGAUGGAGAAAUUUAAGAUUAAUAUCAUUUUGAUGGUUAUGAAUAAAUUUAUUAAGAAUAAAAAGAAAUUGAUUAAAAAGAUGUAAACAAUUAAAACCAGACUGUUGCAUUUAAAUCAAUUUUAAAAACUAAUGUUCUAAUACCUGUUUCUGAUUAAAUUUAGGAAAUAAAAGAGGAAGAUCCAAAUGUUGAGGAUGAUUUAAAAAAUUAAAAAUCUCAUUUAAAUAAAGGAGAAGAAAAUAAAGGUGAUGGUUCUGAUAAUGAAUUUGAUUUUACACGAUUCAGUAAAUAACUUGACCAAGAUAAUUAAAUCAAAUUUGACACAAAUAAGUAGUAAAAAUUUUAUAUAUUUUAAAGUUAAUUAUUUAAUAAUAACACAGAAAGUACUUCUGAAUAAAAAGAUUCUAAAAAAGACUUAUGA
Molecule: messenger RNA, 3867 nt
Organism: Paramecium sonneborni
Lineage: Eukaryota; Ciliophora; Oligohymenophorea; Peniculida; Parameciidae
Source: the annotation of a GenBank genome assembly